CAAUUGUAUCUAGUAACCAAGGCUUAAACCCUAAUUCUACAACUUGGCAGUCAUGGUCAUCUCUCGUAUACCUCACGUGCCUGUCUAAUGCCAGGUCAAGGUGUGGGAACGAAGAAAGAGCACAACAGCCGAUCCUUUGGCCACUCUUUGGCCAGCCAGUUAUUCUAUAAAGGUUUUGGCCCAUCACCCUCAUUCCUUCUCCAAGCAAGCACUCAAAAACACUCUGGAGGCAUUUUAUGUCCAGUAUUACCAAAAGCCACACCAAUCCAUUGAUCCUUCCAAGUUGGAGGAGUAACAGAGAGAUUGCCACACUUAGUUUGAGUAUUGAUUGAUUGUAUUAUUUGCAAACCAACAAACAAUGCCACCCACCGAAACUCCGAUUCCUCGCAAGGCCCCGGCCCGUACAAGCAGUCGUAAAAGGGCUCGACGAGCUCCUUCUAAUCCAGCACAACGACAAGCCCAGAUCAACGCUUACUAUGACUUGAAGAAGUCUCCUGCAUUCAAGCAGGCUCGAGCCACGCGUAUGCGACGAUUGGGUGCGGCCAAGUGGGCAGCAGCGCAGGCUCAAAUUCCAGUUCAGUGGAGAGCACUCAUGGUCAUUUUCCGAGUCAUGAUCAUGUCGUUGGUCCUCUUUGUCAUGUUCCGCAUCAUGCUCAAGGAAAAACAACUGCUCGCCAUCAAGAGCUUUCUCACGCGACAACAGCAUUCUCUGGCGACCACCAAAAUGUCAUGGAAAUCAUUCCAGCAUGCCUACGAAACCAGAUUCCGAAGACCCACUCCCUCUUCUCUACAGCCAUGGCUCAACUUUGCACAAGAAAAUGCCUGCGAACCCUUCAAAAUGUACACCGCCAUUGAACGAGAUCUCCUGCCCUUUCGAAAAAUCAUGAAUGGAGGUUUGGAAGUGCAUCAUCCUCCACAUGCUCCUCCUGAAUUGCUGCACUGGGACAAACUACAAGAUAUCGCCACCAAUUAUACCAAAGGAGCCUUUCUACUGGUGCAAAUCAGAGAUCACACUCUCACCAUUCUGGACUCACAAUUGACUGAAUGGUUCCAACAGCAUCCCACAGUUCACAGCGAAAAGUCACUGAGAGGCUGGUGGGAACGACAAAAACUGGAAUGGAAUCUACAAUGGCUCAUGGAUCCAGUCAUUCAACACAAACCUCCCAUUCACACCAGAUUCGUCAUUAAUCUGCACCAUCGACCCAGGUCUCCUCCCGAUGCCGUCGUGCCCAUCUUUUCUUCACAUUCCGAAUCCUAUCACACUGAUGCCGAUCCCACGCAUCCCGGAGACCUCAGUCUCGAAAUAUCCAACAAAAACAGAAAUGGAGUCAUUGACACACGGGAUCCCACCACGCGGGAUCUUCUCAUUCCUCAUCUCUAUGUGGCCGGUGGACGAGUUGGUGCAGCAGGAAUGACAUCUAGUCCAGCAGUAGGGGGAUUCUGGUUCUGGCCCUUUUUUCGAGACGGGAAACCGUGGGAGGAACGAAAAAAUGUCAUUGCCUGGAGGGGAUCCACACUGGGAAACUACGAUUCCACCGUAGAAUGGGGUAAUCACUCACAAGCCCAUGAUUUCUUUAGUGGACCGAGAUUCAGUGUCAUGCAACAAUGGGGUGGCACCGAUAUACACCCCAUUCAGGCAGAAAGCAACGUGCAAGUGGAUUUUGCAUUCACGAAGCUAUUGUUGCAAGGAGAGGAACACAUGCACAAGACACAAGAACAAACCAUCAAAGACGCGGUACAGAAGGAAUUCAGAUUCGCUCAUCGACUCAGCUUCAGACAGCUGCAAAAAUACAAAUACCUUUUGGAUGUCGAUGGAAAUGCAUUCUCCGUUCGAUUCUCGUCACUGCUGCGAACUGGAUCACUCAUCUUCAAAUCAACACGAUACCGAGAAUGGUUCAGUGAACGCAUACGCAACUGGAAGGACUACAUUCCCGUAAACUAUGAUACCAGUGACCUGGCACAUAAAGUUGAAUGGGCCAACCAACAGUCUCCAGAGGUCAUCGCAAACAUUAUCCGACACGGAAAAGAAACCGUAGAACGGCACAUUCGACCCGAAGACAUGCAGUGCUAUACCUAUCGAAUGGUGCUGGAGUACACGACACUCUUUGACGAAAAGUCCUUUCCAAAAGAAAUACCCAGCAGCGCCGCCACAACAUCAUCGCCAACGGGAAAGAAGAAUCUGCGCCUGGGAAAUUAGUCGCUUUUGUACGUUGUAUGGUAGAGUUGGAGCCAUGCGACGCGAGGACCAGCCCACUCUAGAAAUGCCGGGAAAUCAACGAGUGCGAAGGCAAAAGCAAAGGAUUACAAUCUGCAGUGCCCUUUUGGUGGGAUGUGCAAACAAACUCUCAUUCUACAAUGAAGAAUCAAGACAGCGAUUCCGUGGAUGCCGUCCUUCCGAAACGGCGAGACCCAAAGAGAGGGCGUUGCAUUUUAUGCCGCUGCCAGUUGCAGCCGACAAACGUAUCAGUACCGGUAGGAACCAUAGCUGACUACUCUAGGCAAUGAGGAAG
This is a messenger RNA of Seminavis robusta, 2510 nucleotides long. The record is from the annotation of a GenBank genome assembly. Lineage: Eukaryota; Bacillariophyta; Bacillariophyceae; Naviculales; Naviculaceae.